Molecule: messenger RNA, 752 nt
Organism: Eucalyptus grandis
Lineage: Eukaryota; Viridiplantae; Streptophyta; Magnoliopsida; Myrtales; Myrtaceae
Product: DNA-directed RNA polymerases II, IV and V subunit 9A
Exons: 4
Coding region: 173-517 (114 amino acids)
Biological process (GO): DNA-templated transcription; transcription-coupled nucleotide-excision repair; maintenance of transcriptional fidelity during transcription elongation by RNA polymerase II
Cellular component (GO): RNA polymerase II, core complex
Molecular function (GO): zinc ion binding; DNA-directed RNA polymerase activity; nucleic acid binding
Source: RefSeq, a predicted model, not a curated record
UCUAAAACCCUCGUGUCCUUUCCCCCUCAAAGCCUUUGGACGUCUUCCUCGACGAGCAUCAUCCUCCUUCCUUCCUUCCUGCCUUUGGUCGCUCCUGCUCCGGCACAUCGAGCAUCCUCCUCCGUCGAAGCGGAAGAAUCGAAGCGAUCGGCUCCCCCCUAAUUCGUUCAGGAUGAGUACCAUGAAAUUCUGCUGCGAAUGCAACAACAUACUGUAUCCCAAGGAGGACAGGGAGGAGAAGAUCCUCCUCUUCGCUUGCCGCAACUGCGAGCACCAGGAGGUUGCCGAUGACAAUUGUGUCUACAGAAAUGAGAUACAUCACUCCGUUGGGGAGCGAACUCAAGUUUUGCAGGAUGUAGCAGCAGAUCCAACUUUACCUCGUACAAAAUCUGUACGCUGUGCUCAAUGUAACCAUGGCGAAGCUGUCUUCUUCCAGGCCACUGCUAGAGGGGAGGAAGGUAUGACGCUGUUCUUUGUCUGCUGCAACCCAAAUUGUGGAUAUCGUUGGAGAGAUUGACAUCCACCGGGAUGCUUGAAUCUAACUCGGAUAAUGUUUCUUGGUGUUUGCUGAAAGAAACUAUCUGCUAACUCAUUGAUCUGGGUGCGGGGGACCUAAGAUUAUCCAUGUCGUGGUCCUAUUUUUUCCUGGAGCUGGUUCAGUUUGGCUGUAACUCGUUGACCAAAAGAAUUCAAUCUGUAACUAGCGGUAUUUCAAUUUGGGUCUUUAGUGUGAAUUGCUGGAUUUUUUUAAA